Messenger RNA from Danio aesculapii, 1586 nucleotides. It is a transcript of the gene mxb, whose product is annotated as myxovirus (influenza) resistance B. The record is from RefSeq and is a predicted model, not a curated record. Gene Ontology annotation, molecular function: GTP binding; GTPase activity; microtubule binding. The transcript is spliced from 10 exons. The coding region runs from base 15 to 1586 and encodes 523 amino acids. Lineage: Eukaryota; Metazoa; Chordata; Actinopteri; Cypriniformes; Danionidae. Gene Ontology annotation, biological process: defense response to virus. Gene Ontology annotation, cellular component: nucleus; membrane; microtubule.
CUCUUGAGCUCAAGAUGAUAAGGAGUAAAGAGGAUGAGAAAUGGCAUGGGAGAAUCAGUUAUCAAAACCACGAGGAAGACUUUGAUGACCCAGCAGAAGUGGAGAAAAAGAUCCGUGAAGCCCAAGACGAUAUGGCUGGAGCAGGUGUUGGUAUCAGUGAAGAACUCAUCAGUCUGCAGAUCACCUCUGCCAAUGUUCCUGACCUCACUCUCAUUGACCUCCCUGGUAUUGCACGAGUGGCCGUCAAGGGUCAAACUGAGAACAUUGGAGACCACAUUAAGAGACUGAUCAGGAUGUUUAUUACCAAGCAGGAAACAAUCAAUCUGGUCGUGGUGCCAUGCAAUGUUGACAUCGCCACCACAGAAGCAUUGCAGAUGGCUCAAGCAGAGGAUCCUGAUGGCGAAAGGACUUUAGGGAUCUUAACAAAGCCAGACCUGGUGGACAAGGGCACUGAAGGGACAGUUGUAGACAUUGUGCACAAUGAGGUCAUUCACCUCACUAAAGGCUACAUGAUUGUAAGGUGCAGGGGGCAAAAAGAGAUAAUGGAUCAGGUCACUCUUAAUGAGGCCACAGAAACAGAGAAUGCCUUCUUCAAAGACCAUCCUCAUUUCAGGUCCCUACCUCGUUUAGAAGAGCAAAUCCAGACAAAGCUUGCUGAAACACAGAAGGAACUGGAAGCGUAUGGCGAUGGACCCCCAUCAGACCCUGCAGAAAGACUCAGCUUUUUUAUUGAUAAAGUUACAGCUUUUACGCGUGACACUCUCAACCUGACGACUGGAGAGGAGGUUAAAUGCGCAUCAGAACUGCUGAUUUUUCCAGAACUUCGACAGGAAUUUGCCAAUUGGAAUAGCUUCUUAGUCGGUUCAGGAUAUUCCUUCAAACUGAAGAUUGAAGAAGAAGUUGAUAACUAUGAAGUCAAGUACCGGGGAAGAGAGCUCCCUGGAUUCAUCAAUUACAAGACAUUUGAGGGGCUUGUCAGGGAACAGAUGAAGUUGUUGGAGGAACCCGCGUUAAAGAUGCUGAAGACCAUCUCUGAUAUGGUUAAAAAGAAGUUCAUCCAGUUGGCCCAGUGCAGCUUUACCGGUUUUCCUAUUCUUCUGAAAAUAGCAAAGACUAAGAUCGAAGCCAUCAAGCAGGAUAAGGAGUGCUUGGCAGAAUCCAUGCUGAGGACUCAAUUCAAGAUGGAGCUCAUAGUUUACACUCAAGAUGGCACAUACAGUCAGAGCCUACUUCACUCAAAAGAAAAGCGGGAAGAGAACGAGGAAAUCACAGAAAACUUUGACUGCAUGACUGUAGGGAUUGCCACAGACAAUCAUGCUACUUUGAGUGAGAUGAAGCUGCAUCUCGAGUCCUACUACAUGAUUGCAAGCAAGCGUCUAGCUGACCAGAUCCCAAUGGUUAUCCGCUAUCUGCUACUGCAAGAAGCCGCUUUGGAGCUGCAAAGGAGCAUGCUGCAGCUGCUGCAAGAUAAAGACGGUGUGGACGACAUGCUUAAAGAGGAUUUUGACAUUGGUCAAAAGCGGGAAAACUUAUUGAGCCGCCAGAAACGUUUAAUGAAAGCACAAAACCUCUUGGCUACCUAUUAG